This is a messenger RNA of Drosophila navojoa, 557 nucleotides long. RefSeq lists its product as uncharacterized. Lineage: Eukaryota; Metazoa; Arthropoda; Insecta; Diptera; Drosophilidae. The record is from RefSeq and is a predicted model, not a curated record.
AAUAAUAUACCGGAGAUGUUAACAUUCACUGUGCCUAGUUCUCCAGAAGAGGAGAGCUGCAAUGCAACACGUUCAUCGCCAGAUGUGGAAACGGAGCCCGUGAACGAAGACUGCGAGCAGCUGACGGCUCCUUCCGUCCUCAUUCCAAAUAUGGAAAAUAAGGUUUUGGAUCUAUCGCCAGCCUAUCGUCGUCGCUCUCUACGUUCAGCCACCCGUUCCAAUCCUGCCAAGAGCUCGGCACCACCGAAGAAAGCAGUUGCUCGUCCACGUCAGCGGAAACGUAAGGUCUACAGCAUGCCUACCUCGCCCAACUCAAUUGGCGCACGCGUGGCCAAGCGGCCGAGGCAUUCGAAAGGCCGGACUAAGUCUCCAGUGAAGAAUUCAGAUGCGCCCCUAGCCCGUCCCGUCGAGGUGACCGAGUACUUCACCAGCAUCUCUGCCACCCUGGUCAGCCAUCGGAUCAAAAAAGCCCCUUUUCUGUACCUGCGCGGGCACAUCGAUCGCCUCGUUGGCGAGGCCCUAGCCAAGAAUAAGAUGCCGUAGGAAAGCAUUCCAGC